Labeo rohita (rohu) is the source of this 3874-nucleotide messenger RNA. It is a transcript of the gene arhgap24, whose product is annotated as Rho GTPase activating protein 24. Gene Ontology annotation, biological process: negative regulation of Rac protein signal transduction; negative regulation of ruffle assembly; signal transduction. The record is from RefSeq and is a predicted model, not a curated record. Bases 484 to 2739 code for a protein of 751 amino acids. Lineage: Eukaryota; Metazoa; Chordata; Actinopteri; Cypriniformes; Cyprinidae. Gene Ontology annotation, cellular component: focal adhesion. The transcript is spliced from 10 exons. Gene Ontology annotation, molecular function: GTPase activator activity.
CUCUCCUCCCUCAGAGGUCGCAGUCAGUCCUCCUGUCCGUGUGUGUAUCGGCGAGACUCAUGUAGUGUGUGAGGACUGUCUCAAAAGUGUGUACGUUGAGGGGCUUAACUCAAAGCCCCCCCGUGGCCGUCCGCCCUGAGAGCGAACGGAGGCUGUCGAUUUCCCCCAGAGACUCCAAUGCAGAUGGUGUGAGCAGUGAGGGGAAAAGUUUAUGACAGCUCUGCUGUUUUCGGUUCACGGCUGCCCCAUGGAGCUUUCUGAUUUUACGGUCGCAGCUAUAGACUUUUUACCGGGCUGUUUGAGUCAGUAAUGCACUUGUGUUGGACAGAGUCACGUUCGAGACUGAAUCUUGGAUCACAGUGAGUCACGUUGAGGACAGAGUCACGCAGUGGAUUUGUUUGGGGUUUUACUGGAUCUUUUUCACUGCAUUUCUGUGGACGUUCUCUGGAUAGCAAUAUUUAAGGAAGAUCUUCGGUUUUGGUCAUGGAAGAGCAGGCUGGAAGCGCGGGCAACAGCCCUCAACACGGCCGCGGAUCGGCCAGGCAGGACGUUCUCCGCUGCGGUUGGCUCCGGAAACAAGGAGGCUUCGUGAAGACCUGGCACACACGCUGGUUCGUCCUGCGAGGAGACCAGCUGUACUACUACAAAGACGAAGACGAGACCAAAGCUUUGGGCACCAUUUUCCUACCUGGCAACAGAGUCACCGAACAUCCCAGCAAUGGGGAGGAAGGCGGAAAGUUCCUAUUUGAAGUCAUCCCAGGGGGUGACAGGGAGCGAAUGACAUCCAACCAUGAGACUUAUCUACUUAUGGCCAGCACACAGAAUGACAUGGAGGAUUGGGUGAAGAGCAUCCGCAGGGUCAUAUGGGCUCCGUUUGGAGGAGGGAUUUUUGGUCAGAAGUUGGAAGAGACUGUUCGCUAUGAACGUCGUUUUGGCAACAAGAUGGCACCCAUGCUGGUGGAGCAGUGCGUGGACUUCAUCCGCCGCUGGGGUCUACGAGAAGAAGGGCUCUUCCGUUUGCCUGGACAAGCCAACCUCGUCAAAGAGCUUCAAGAUGCUUUUGACUGUGGAGAGAAGCCGUCUUUUGAUUGUAACACAGACGUUCACACCGUGGCAUCCUUGUUGAAGCUGUACUUGAGAGAGCUGCCUGAGCCGGUCAUCCCGUUCUGUAAAUAUGAAGAGUUUCUGGCCUGCACCAAACUUCUCAGCAAAGACCAGGAUGCAGGAAUGAAGGAAUUAAGAAGGCAAGUAGAAAGUCUACCUCUGGUAAACUACAAUCUGCUUAAAUACAUAUGCAAGUUUUUGGAUGAAGUUCAGUCCUACUCAGGUGUCAAUAAAAUGAGUGUACAGAAUCUGGCUACAGUCUUUGGGCCAAAUAUUCUGAGGCCAAAGGUUGAGGACCCAGUAACUAUAAUGGAAGGCACAGUACUGGUCCAGCAAUUAAUGGCUGUUUUGAUUGGCCGACAUGAUGUUCUUUUCCCACCCGAUGAGGACCACACUAGCACUCUGGAACUGGUUAAUAAUAACAAUAACGACACACAGAAACGGCCUACGAAUGGUCAGAUACAAAACAAAGAGAACAAUAACACCAGUGGGGUGCGACAGUGCACUUGGGACGCACCCGAAUCACCCAGCCGUGCUCCUCUGGACAAUGGCUCACCCCGUUCGGGCAGCCCACGUAACGGUUUUACGGGACAGCGUUUCGAGGUUGCCCGCAGUCCCCCGCUAGCUGUGAAAAAGAACCCGGCGUUUAGCAAAGGCAGUGGGAUUGUCACCAACGGAUCGUUCAGCUCAUCAUCGUCAUCCUCCGGUGACGCCAAUCAGGAGAAAACUCAGACUCUACCAAACAUGGGAACCCUUCAUGCCCGUCGGACGGGUGCGAUUAAAGGCUCGGGAACCAAAAUGGGCGUCCAGAAUGGAGUCGUUCGCAUGGGCGUAUCCAGCACGGAUGUGACUAACGGGACUAUAAAUGCACGGAACGGACUCUGGGUGCCCAACGGUCACGUCACGAUGCGUGAGGCUAAAAGUCGAGACGUCGAGCACCAGCAGAACCGCCUGUCCACGUACGACAACGUCCACAUCCAUCAGCAGCAGACGAUACAGCCCAGUCUGAGCAGCAGCUGUGAGGACAAACAGAGCGUGGAUAGCGCCACAUGGUCCACCUCUUCUUGCGAGAUCUCUCUACCCGAAAACUCGACUUCUUGCCGCUCCUCCACCACCACGUGCCCAGAGCAGGACUUUUUUGGAAAUAACUUUGAGGAUCCUUUGUUGGACGGGCCGGUGCAGGAGGACAACGCACUGGCGGUGGACGAUAGGGAGCAGCGGACCAGUAACGGAGGAGGACGGGGAAGCAGAGGAACCAGCAGCAGCGAUAACAGCGAGACGUUUGCCAUCACAAAUGGGCCGACCAAUCACAGUGCACUGCACAGCCUGGUGUCCAGUCUCAAACAGGAAAUGCUCAAGCAGAAGAACGAAUACGAGGCCAGGAUUAAGAGUCUGGAACUUCGGAAUCUAGAAUUGGAGACGGUGAUGGCGAAUCUACACGAAGAGCUUGACCAGGAGAAGAAGAAAUACACCAUGGUGGAGAUCAAGCUAAGAAACGCAGAACGAGCCAAGGACGAUGCGGAAAAGAGAAACGAGAUGUUGCAGAAAGAGAUGGAGCAGUUCUUUUCCACCUUCGGAGACCUGACCGCAGACCCGCGACGGCCCGACAGAGCCAACACCAUCUGGAUCCAGUGAGCCGUUAACGGUCCAUCAUUAACAUUACUCAACAACCAAUCGUGUUACAUUGUGUGGGCUUGCGUUCAGACCUUUCAUGGCAUCUUUGCACAUUUGGUGCAAAGGUUCAACACAGCUGAGCAAAGCCCAUUGAGCCAAAAUUUUAGAACUGAACGUGGACCAGUUGGACUCAUGAAGAGGGAUGAUGGACGAUGCAGAGUGGAUAUUAAGAUGAUAUUAAGAUGUGAAGGUGAGAUGAUUGUCAAACCAAAAGAAGGUGAAUCUGACUCUAAAUAAUGACCUGAGAGUGAACGAUAAGAGGAACUUGAGCUUGAAUGUGACAGAAUGAAUGAAUGGGAAACGCCUGAAGGACGACAGAAGCACGAAUGUCACUCGUAUUUCUUCUUGUGAUCCAACCAAAUGUGUCCUUGAGCUGUUAUGUGUCCUCUUGUGUAUAUAAAGCAGAAACCAUGUUGAAAAUUCCACGAUGAGAAACAAAUGUCUGUAUAAAUGCAAAUUAAUGUUUAAUGUAUGUACUGAUAUUUAAACGGAGAAUUCUCAAUGUGUUACAUUUAAAUUUUAUAUCAAGGCUUUUCCUUGCACUUAAAGCAUAUGAGUUGCUAUGUUGUUUUUCAGUAUGGUACGAUAUGAGAUGUGGCAAAUAUUUCAAUAUCAGUCUUCCCUGUUGCUUUUUUGCAUAAUUUAUCACAGCAAAUGAAACAUUUUCUUCAUCAGUAUUAAAAAUAAUAUUUUUCAAGCAUAAAUCGAACAGUUUAGGGUGGGUUUGCUUAAGACAAUGUUACAAAAUUGCCCAAUGGAGUAAAAAAAAUGACAGAAAUACUGAUGAAGAACCUGAUUUUUUUGCAGUGCCACUGCGUUCCCCACAUGACCAAAACCAAGUAGACAAGUAAACCUGUACAUACUUGUGAAAACAGGGCAAACGCUCAGCCUGUCUUUGUCAUUUGUGCCUGUCGCACAUCAUUUGCUUUCAGCGGUGCUAGACGGGAGGAAGUCUGUUAAAAUGAAGACUCGUAUGAGGUUUGUUCAUCUCUCGGUACAUGUGGGGUCAUUUGCCUUGUCGCAGCUGUCCAUGCUUCUACUGUAGCUUGAUGCAUUCGGUGAAAUGCAAUGAAAUUAAAUUAUGUGACCUCAUUUA